CGCCGACUGAGACUGGACUAGCGGAGGCCGGAAGCACUUGGAAGUCACGUGCUGCCCGGGCCGCGCCAGUGAUUGGCGAGCUGGACGUGAAUGAGGCGGCCGUGAUUGCUGAAUUGUCUGGGCAGGUCUAAAGUCUCCAGUGAACCCUCUGACCUGUGCUUCCCUCUGAAGAGGAGGAGGGGAAGGCCUGCUCUCUAAGGGACCCAGUGACCAUAUCCCCAUCAGGAACCCUGAAUGCUCACAACACGUGUCAUCGCCAUGGAAUUCUGAAGUCCAUGUGGCUCCUCGCGGUGCACCAGGUGCUAAGGAAAAUGCAGAGACGCCACAGUAGUAACACAGACAACAUUCCACCUGAAAGGAGCCGUAGCCAGGCCCUCAGCCCUGAGACCAGUGUGGAUGAGGGUGGCGUGUUUGAGAGCCUGAAGGCAGAGACGACCUCCCCACCUGCACUCUUCUCGGGCCUGGCAGGCAGCCUACCUACUAGCACCUUCCCAGCUGGCCUGGUGUUGGGCUCUGCAGGUGGAGGGGACGUGUUUAUCCCCAUGCCUGCCACCAGAGAUGAGGCAGGUGGCCGCAGCGCCGAGGGCGGCACUUACCAUCACCGCCCACCCCACCACCACUUCCACCACGGCUCACACCGCGGAGGUUCCCUGCUGCAGCACGUCGGUGGGGAUCACCGCAGCCACUCAGAGGACGGUGGUGAUGAGCAGCCAGGGACACCUGCACCUGCACUGUCUGAACUGAAGGCCGUCAUCUGCUGGCUGCAGAAAGGACUGCCUUUCAUCCUUAUCCUGCUGGCCAAACUGUGCUUCCAGCACAAGCUCGGCAUUGCUGUGUGCAUCGGGAUGGCCAGCACCUUCGCCUAUGCCAACUGCACCCUCCGGGAGCAGGUGUCACUGAAGGAGAAGAGAUCGGUUCUGGUCAUCUUGUGGAUCCUGGCCUUUCUGGUGGGGAAUACCCUGUAUGUCCUGUAUACCUUCAGCUCCCAGCAACUCUACAACAGCCUCAUAUUCCUGAAGCCCAACCUGGAGACACUGGACUUCUUCGAUCUGCUGUGGAUCGUGGGCAUCGCAGACUUUGUGCUCAAGUACAUCACCAUUGCCCUCAAAUGCCUCAUCGUGGCCCUGCCCAGAAUCAUCCUUGCCGUCAAGUCCAAGGGAAAAUUCUAUCUGGUCAUCGAGGAGCUGAGCCAGCUGUUCCGAUCGCUAGUUCCCAUCCAGCUGUGGUACAAAUACAUUAUGGGGGAUGAUUCCUCCAACAGCUACUUCCUGGGAGGGGUUCUGAUUGUUCUCUACAGUCUGUGCAAGUCGUUCGACAUCUGUGGUCGUAUAGGUGGAGUGAGGAAAGCGCUGAAGCUUCUCUGCACCUCCCAGAAUUACGGGGUCCGAGCCACUGGGCAGCAGUGCACGGAAGCUGGUGCCAUCUGCGCCAUCUGCCAGGCUGAGUUCCGUGAGCCUCUGAUUCUUCUGUGCCAGCACGUGUUCUGUGAGGAGUGUCUCUGCCUGUGGCUGGACCGAGAGCGCACCUGCCCGCUCUGUCGCUCGGUUGCUGUGGAUACCCUGCGCUGCUGGAAGGAUGGGGCCACGUCGGCACACUUCCAGGUGUACUAAGCUGAACACCGAGGUGUCUAAGGAAAUGUGUGAGGGCCAAGUGCUGCUGAGCCCAGCCCUAUGAAUGCCUGGAAAACAGCCUCCAGCACUUUGGUCCUGCCUUCCAGCACCUCCACUUGAAGCCCCCAGACCUCCAUACCAAUACCUUCCUCAUUACCCUGGGAUGCAGUACGUGCAUCCUGUCCUGUUAGAAAGGGACCCCUUCUAAGGUUUGGCCUCCCUGCAGGUAAGUGAUUAUCCCCUCUAAGUCCAGAAAUUGGUCAUACCUGAAGUUCUCCCCUUGUUUAACCUGGUUCCAGCUGCUGGUACUAGAUGCUUUACACUAGGUAGGGAAGCUCUCAGCACCCAGCCCAGGCCUGCAAAUGAGAGCCACUGGGGAGAUCUUCAAAUGCAAACAUGGCCCUGCCACUUACCUACAGGAAUGUAUAGCACCAGGAAGCCCAAGCAUCCUGCUGGUGUGGCCUCCAAAACAGCCCUGGGAUGAGGGUACUCUCAUCCUCCCUUCCCUUUGACAGGGAUGAAACAGGUGUGCAGCUUGGUGAGGUCACCUAGCUGGUAAAGGCAGAUGAGACUCCCGCAUUGGCUGGUGCUGAUGCUGUGGGGAUGGGAACCAGCAGAGCUGGCUUGUUAAAAACAGAGAGGUGGUUCUGACAUCACUCCCUGGCCUAACAUCAGUGACCAGGGCAGGCAGGCACACAGCAUGUCAGAGGAGGACUGUGCUGAGUACACUGGCUGCUGAAGUCUAAUUGUGAUCAGAGCCAUGAAAAGACUACUCUCAAGAUUUCUCUUUUCCUGGGUCUUGCUGAGGAUACUCAGUCCCGUUUGGGUACCUAGAAGCUUGGUCCAGAAGUGCAUGGCAUUGGGCCUCUGUCAUUUCUUUUCUCCUUCUCAUCCAUCCUCUACCUCACUGAUGUCUCAGGCCUGUGCACAGCUCUUGUGGACAUGGCUGACUCCCAGGGGAGAGUGGGGGGUGGGAAGCUAAAGGGAUAAUCCCUGCUACAGAUGGCAUGCAGCACAGUAACAAUCCUUCCCCUCCCUCUCUCUGGUGAGGUAAUUAGCUCAGAGAAACAACAGUCUUUCCAGAGUCUUUGAAAAAAGUCCUUUAUGUCUUUAACCAAACACCUGAGAAGGGACCACAGGGAACACUGGAAACGGAGACACCCAGAUGCAGUCCACUUCUGUAGUCGCUAAGACAGGGCUGCUUCUCCCCCUGGGAAACUCCCUCCUUGAAAACCUGGAAUGAGAUAGUACAGGUGACCAUACAGAUGCCUCUGGAAUCCUGCCUGCUUUACCCUGUCCCAAUCUUGUUCCCUUAUCCAUCUUAGUACAACAGGCUGGCGCCAGCCACAUCACAAAGAAAACAGUGUGUGGCUAGCAUGCAAGCCCAGGGAUAUAUUGGGGUGGGGGGCAGGACUUGCUGCCAUCUCCCUCCCCUCAGUAGAAUCAAGUCAGGUAACCCCCUGCAUCAGCUCUACAGGAUUCCUUCCUUUGCUUGGCCUUCCUGACUCGUUCCUGGUACCCAGCAAGACUCUCCUUCCAGGGCACCACUGCGUCCUUCAAGCUCCGUUACUAUGGCAAUGGUUGUGGUGUUAAACAAUCCUACUUGCCUGGAUAAUCAAAGAGGAAGAGGGAGGAAAGGGCUGCUCUGUUCUCUCUGCCUUCAGGGAGGACCUACAAGAAGCAGUAGUACUUAACCAUAACUGAUUUUUAUCAGAGAUUGCUUUGCCCGAAGAUGCUGUCAUUAUCGUGGAGAGAUUGGGGCUGGGAAAACCUCACAGAAGUGUGGCGUGGGAUGGAGCAGACAGAUCGAGCUAUCAGGAGUCAGAUCUGGAACCUGAUUCAAACUGCAUGACUUUGAGAAGUCUCUGCAGCCAUCAAUGGGUGGCAAGACCUACUGCGUACUUUCUGGGACCAAGGAAAUUAACAACAGAGCUGCACAUAUAUAUCAUUUGGUAGAGCACUUGCUUAGCAUGCAUGAAACACUGGGUUUCAUCACCAGCAUUACAUGAACUGGGCACAGGGGUGCACACCUUUAAUGUCAGCACUUGGGAGAUGAAAGCAGGAGGAUCAGAAAUUCAAGGUCACUCCUUGGCCACAUACAAGCUCCAGGCCAGCCUGUGCUACAUGAAACUCCUUUUCAAAAGGGAAACAAACAAUGUAGGUUAAUGAUGGGUGCUCCAGUGGUUUCACCAUCAUGCUAGUCCCAAUUUUUUUUCUAACAUUUUUGUAUAUAAUAAUGAUCCUCUAAAGAAUGUCACAGCUGGGGGCUGCUCCUUGGGGGAGGAGAGAUGAUGCACUUCAAGAGUCUAGUUAUUUGUUUCCUACCCUUUGGGGGAAUGUCCAAUAAGGAGUUUCUUCUGGAUCAGAAGCCUUUGCUUCUGUCCUGGGGUGGGGUGGGGAGGGCAGUGGCUAAGGCAGUUUCAUAAACACCAGGCUUUGUGAAUUCCCCAUCGUUUUCACAGAAGCAGCCAAAUGUCCCUGGGAGAACAGCACCGUUCUCCUGUGUUGGCCUGAGUCCUUUGUAAUCAGCAGGACGAGUGGAACAUCUGUUUCAGGAUCCUGUUCUCAGACUCAAGUUCUCCUCAGUCCUCAAUACUCACGUAUGAGAACUUGAGAAGAGUUAAGUGGGGGGAAGGGGAGCUGAAGAGGGAGCCAGUUAAGAGCACUGGCUGCUCUUCCAGAGGAUCCAAAUUUGCCUCCCAGCACCCAGGUUGGGCAGUUCACACUUGCCUGUAAUCACCCAGCUCCAGGAGAUCAGUGCCCUCUUCUGACCUCUGUGGGCACCUGCACAAAUCAGGCACACACACAUACACAUAUACAUAACUUAAAAAAUAAAGAUAAAUAUUUUUUAAUGUAUAUGGGACGAAGAAAGGCCUGCUUUGUACCUGAGUGUAACAGAGCCACCACCUUCAAUGAGUAAGAUGACACAGAUGCGAAGCCUGGAGGACACCCCAUUGCUGAGGAGGAAAUGGGGUCUGGGGUCUGCAGUACUUCUGCUCCAGGGCAAAUGGCUGCCUUUGAUGUGUUUGACAACCUUCUGCCAGUAAACCUCCCCUGUUGAUGUAA
This is a messenger RNA of Nannospalax galili (Upper Galilee mountains blind mole rat), 4676 nucleotides long. RefSeq names its product ring finger protein, transmembrane 2 (gene Rnft2). The record is from RefSeq and is a predicted model, not a curated record. The transcript has 11 exons. NCBI's taxonomy places the organism in Eukaryota, Metazoa, Chordata, Mammalia, Rodentia, Spalacidae. Gene Ontology annotation, biological process: positive regulation of ERAD pathway. Gene Ontology annotation, molecular function: ubiquitin protein ligase activity. The coding region runs from base 276 to 1610 and encodes 444 amino acids.